Drosophila rhopaloa is the source of this 3137-nucleotide messenger RNA. RefSeq names its product E3 ubiquitin-protein ligase ZNF598. Gene Ontology annotation, biological process: rescue of stalled cytosolic ribosome; protein ubiquitination. The record is from RefSeq and is a predicted model, not a curated record. The transcript is spliced from 6 exons. Gene Ontology annotation, molecular function: ubiquitin protein ligase activity; ribosome binding. NCBI's taxonomy places the organism in Eukaryota, Metazoa, Arthropoda, Insecta, Diptera, Drosophilidae. Bases 247 to 2856 code for a protein of 869 amino acids.
CAAUCGGGUUUUCUAAUUUCAGAGUUUUCCCUUCUAGUUUUUUGACGUGUGUGCAUGUUGCCUCGUGUUUGGCGUUGCAAAUAUUCCAUUUAUUUGAUUGAUUUCGCUGGCCAAGUGCAGUAUUGUACUCUAGGAAGUACCUGGGAUCCGAAAAACACCAGCUGAUUCACCAGAGCACUCUGAUCUUUCAGUGCCCUUGGCAACAAGUAAUUCCCCCCUUCCAUUCGCUGCGAAACCUCUAGAGAAAUGCAGAACGGAAAGCCGAGAUCCGCGGCCAGGCCGUCGUACCACCGUCGCCCCAGAUCCGGAGUGCCCAACUCCGCCACGGAGAGCGCUGCCGUCAAGCCGGAGGCAACGGAUUACCAGGUGGGGAAUGACGACAAUGCCUGCGUGGUGUGUUUCAAGAAUGUGGACAUCUACUCCAUUGGGGACUGCGAUCAUCCGGUGUGCUAUGAGUGCUCCACCCGGAUGCGGGUGCUCUGCCAGCAGAACGAAUGCCCCAUCUGCCGCCACGUCUUGUCCAAGGUUCUGUUCACGCUGGAGAAACUUCCUUAUCGCGAACUGGAAGCCAACAACCGCUCCGAUUUCUACAGCAAGAAAUACCGCAUCGGUUUCUGCAGCGCCGAGAUUCAGCAGCAGUUCUUCAAGCUGCUCGACCACCCCUGCCCCAAAUGCGAUGCCCCUCCGUACCGAACUUUCCAGGGCCUGCGCACCCAUGUGCGCAGCGAGCACAGCUUGCUGUAUUGCGAUCUCUGCGUAGAGACCCUCAAGAUCUUCACCUUCGAGCGCAGGUGCUACACACAGGCGGAGCUGCAGCUGCACAACGCCAAGGGCGAUCCGGACAAUCGAUCGCAUCGCGGUCAUCCGCUGUGUGAGUACUGCAAGAAACGCUACCUGGACCGGGAUGAGCUGUUCCGGCAUCUGCGGCGUGAGCACUAUUUCUGCCACUUCUGCGAUGCCGACGGCUGCAACGAGUUCUACAACGACUAUGCGGAUCUGGCGGAUCAUUUCCGACAAGAGCACUUUCUCUGCGAGGAGGGCAAAUGCGCCACCGAGCAGUUCGUCGGCGCGUUCCGCAAUGAGAUUGAAUACAAGGCGCACGUGGCCAACAUGCACGGCAAUACUCUCAAUAAGCAGCAGGCCAAACAGACGCGCACUCUGCAGCUGGAAAUCACCUUAGGGCCGCGCGGACGCAGCGGUCAGACGGAGCAGGGCAUAGCCAACAUGAGAGCGAGAAACGAUGAGCACAACGAUUACCUGGACGAUUUGCCAUCAAGUAGCCAACGUCAUGUGAGCAUUGAUGCUGGCAACGAGGAACAGUUUCCCACAUUGAGAGGCGCCACCACAGCACCCAGCGUGUCCCUUGUAAGACCGCCGCCGCCCUCGAUGCGCAAUCUCAGCGGCACCUCGGGACUUGCUCGGACCAAAGAGAACUUUCCAGCUCUUGGAGGGGGAAAUAGUGGUGGCUUUGCCGGUCCUACUGGCAGCAGCCUCGCCGCCAGAGCUGCUCAGUCCCAGCAUCCAGUGGCAGCUGUCUUUAAGAAACCAACAAGUACGGCGGCCUCUUCCGGCAGUCGCAAUACACCGUCCAGCAAUGGAAUGCUCUUGCAUGUAUCCAAUCGACCAGCAGCCGUGCCCAAAAAAGCAGCCGCUCCACAGCUAGACUUUCCCGCUUUGCCAGGAAAGGGCAACAAGAAGAACUUGCGCAAUCUGGAGGAGGAUAUGUUGCCCAGCGGUUCAGCAGUGCCUUUGACUAAUAUAUCUGCCAAGCACCGGUCUCUGGCCGAUGAUUAUGUGUCGGUGGCUAACCCGACCAACUUCCAUAAGCUGCAAAUGGUACAAAAGGAGGAGGACGAGGCCAAGGCGCGUCAAGAGGCUUUGAAGAAGAGUGCUCCCAAGCUCACCGCUUCGGAGUUUCCCAGCCUGGGUCCGAGUGCCAGUGCCGGUGCCAGUUCCAGCAGGGGAAAUGCGCCAAAGCCAGCCAAUGGAUCUGGCUCCUUAAAUUGGUCAAAGCCAACGUCCGAAAAGAAGCAGCGUGAACUGGAAAAUCGGAAGGCCAAGGUGGCACCUGCCCCUGUUUUGCCCACACCCACUGCAAAACCGGCACCCAAGGUAAAUAAUAACAAUGUCCAGGAGGCCAACAAAAAAGAUAAAAAAGCGAAAGAUAAAAAGAACAAUCUGGAGAAUCAGCCCAAGGCGGGCAAGCAAAAAGAGAAAAACAAUAACAACGAACAAAAAUCAACCAAUGGGUCUCCUACUACACCAAUACGUGCUCCACCUGGUUUAGGAUCUGGAGGAUCGCUCAAACCACCACCCGGAUUUGUGUCCAAUGUGACUGUCAACUCGGUGGCCAAGCUGCCUAACAAUCUCACAUUCACUAGUUCGAUGGGCGAGUCCUAUAACAUUGUACCUAGCCCGUAUACGUACACCGAUCCACCAGAUACCGGUUCCAGGAAUCAGAAAUUGGUUGACCAGGUUAUGAGUCUACUACAAACGCCAGAGGCAUUAAACGAAUUUCGCAUGCUAUCGUCCAAGUUCCGAGAUGGAUCAUGUUCUGGUCAAGCUUAUUACGAGCACUGCCAGUGCGCCAUGUUUAGUUCGUUUUACAAUCUGUUCCCGGAGCUGCUCGCCAUGCUGCCUGAUAUAACCAAGCAACAGGAACUUUAUCUAGUGCACAAACAGCAUCUGAAUAGCUUGUCGCCUGCCCAGCGCAAAUCCGUGCCCACGCUUGAAGUUUGCAAGGUCUGCAAACAGAUCCUCAUCACCGCCGAUUUACAGGACCACCAGAAGGCGCAUGACCUCAUCAAGAACUUUCCCGUACUCGGAAGCUCAGCUUCCAAUACGCACCGCAACUGAGGCAUAUGGAUCAUAGGACAACAAAAGCUUUAUCCCUGUAUAUUUUCUAUGUAUAUACCGUUUCAAUCAACCAGAAGCCCAUGUCCCCAGGUCAUGUUAUGAGUGGAAAUCUGAAUGUGAACCAGCCGAACUAGAAAUCAUCCCAUAUUGCAAUCUGUUCAAUGUGACUUAGUCCAGGCAGGUAGUGAGCAACCUGCUAGUCUGGGGUGCGUUUUUAAUAUUUACGAGUGAGCUUGUGUUUAGCAAAUGCCCGAAACCUAAUAAAGUUCAAAUCAAUCACA